AUGAUUUCUGCAAUGUGUUUUUUCGGAGCAUGUCUUGCUGUCAGCCCGACGUAUUCUUUGUUCCUUGACGAUUUGUUGCGUACCGACGGUGCAUUGGCGUCUCUGGUGCUGGUGAGGGACGCGCGUCUCAGAGCUCACGAUGCGUCGCGGGUUUGCGGCAUCGUUUGUAAGGACCGAUGGGUGCCCGUCCACAUGAAGGUCUCAUCAACGGGCUUGGAGGACAGCAUAAGGCACUGCGGCUUCUUUUGGUUUUGCGCAAAGAAUUUAUUGGAUGGUGCGUUUGUUUUCAAACCUUUGCAGCUUUUGUGGGGGAAGGUGGGAGGUUGA
Messenger RNA from Trypanosoma cruzi, 327 nucleotides. RefSeq lists its product as uncharacterized. The transcript has a single exon. The record is from RefSeq and is a predicted model, not a curated record. Lineage: Eukaryota; Euglenozoa; Kinetoplastea; Trypanosomatida; Trypanosomatidae. Bases 1 to 327 code for a protein of 108 amino acids.